Messenger RNA from Verruconis gallopava, 1802 nucleotides. Its product is annotated as T-complex protein 1, theta subunit. The record is from RefSeq and is a predicted model, not a curated record. Gene Ontology annotation, cellular component: chaperonin-containing T-complex. Gene Ontology annotation, molecular function: ATP-dependent protein folding chaperone; ATP binding; ATP hydrolysis activity. Gene Ontology annotation, biological process: protein folding. Lineage: Eukaryota; Fungi; Ascomycota; Dothideomycetes; Venturiales; Sympoventuriaceae. The coding region runs from base 31 to 1698 and encodes 555 amino acids. The transcript is spliced from 2 exons.
CCCAGCCUUUGCCCAAGCUGAACUACUAUUAUGUCGUUAUCGGUACCGCAGGCGCCAAAUGCCGGCUUGUUCAAGCCUGGCUACCAAACAUACGAUGCCGAAGAUGCAGCUGUUCUGCGUAAUAUCGACGCGUGUCGUACAAUAGCUGCAACAGUACAGACUUCUUUGGGCCCUUAUGGUAGGAAUAAAAUUGUUAUCAACCACCUACAGAAAAUGAUCCUUACGAACGAUGCCGCCACCAUCCUCAAGGAACUUGAAGUCGUUCACCCCGCUGCUAAGCUCAUGGUAAUGGCCUCACAACAACAGGAGGCUGAGAUGGGCGAUGCGACAAAUAUGGUGAUCAUAUUCGCUGGAGAGUUAUUGAAGAAAGCCGAAGAACUACUUAGAAUGGGCUUGAAGACUAGCGAUAUCGUGGUUGGUUACGAGAAAGCUCAGGACUUCGCAAUUAAGGCACUGGAAGAGUUGGAGAUCGACAAAGUGGAAGAUAUGCGGAGUCAAGAAGAGCUAAGCAAGGCUUUACGAACCGUCAUCUCGGCCAAGCAAAGCGGCAGUGAGGAUGCGCUUGCGGACCUAGUGGCGGAAGCUGUGCUUGCAGUGUUGCCGAAGAACCCUGCCAACUUCAACGUGGACAAUAUUCGGGUGGUGAAGAUUUUAGGCGGCUCAAUAGAGCAGUCUAAAGUGAUCAAGGGCAUGGUCUUUGGACGAGAACCGGACGGAAUUAUCAAAAAGGCUACCAAGGCCAAAGUCGGCGUUUUUACUUGUCCUUUGGACAUUUCACAAACAGAAACCAAAGGCACGGUGCUACUAAAAAACGCAAAGGAAAUGCUUGAAUUUACAAAAGGUGAGGAGAAGCAGAUGGAGGGUAUCAUUAAAGAACUGUAUGACUCCGGCCUCAGAGUUGUUGUCGCUGGGUCAACAGUUGGCGAGCUAGUCUUGCACUACCUCAACCGCAUGGGCAUUCUUGUAAUCAAAGUCCUAUCGAAGUUUGAGCUGAGGAGGUUAUGUCGUGUUGUUGGCGCAACACCGUUGGCUCGACUAGGUGCGCCUAUGCCUGAUGAGAUGGGCUCAGUCGACGUUGUAGAAACAAUCGAGAUCGGCGGAGAUCGCGUCACUGUUUUCAGGCAAGAAAAUGAAGCUACGAGGACCGCAACUCUCGUGCUUCGUGGCGCAACACAGAAUCAUCUCGACGACGUAGAGCGAGCGAUCGACGAUGCUGUUAACGUGGUCAAAGCAAUUACAAAAGACCCACGGCUCGUUCCGGGCGCAGGUGCAACAGAAAUGCAGCUUAUUGAACGAGUGACAGCAUUUGCUGACAAGACUCCGGGCCUUUCUCAAUACGCAAUACGCAAAUUUGGCGAAUCAUUUGAGGUCAUACCACGAACUCUCGCCGAAUCAGCUGGUCUCGAUGCCACCGCAGUAUUGUCCAAGCUGUAUACAGCACAUUCUGCACAAAAGGAUCGUGGCAAAGGUGACAAGUAUUGGUGGUGCAAAGGUGUAGACAUUGAAAAUGAAGAUGGUACUGGAGUGAUGGAUGCGGAAGAAGAGGGUAUUUUGGACCUCCUCGUCAUCAAGACAUGGGCUAUAAGGCUGGCAGCAGAGGCGGCAAGAACGGUUCUAAGUGUGGAUCAGAUCAUUGUUGCUAGACAGGCAGGAGGCCCGAAACCUCCUGGCCCGAAUCCAAACUGGGAUGAGGACUAAGAGUUGCGCUAUGUAAAGCCAGGAGCAAACAAAAACGCAAUUUAUAUCCGGGUAGGAUAGCAUUAACCUAAUUGGUCAAGCUCAACAUGAGUGCGAAGACAUGC